CUUGUCUUCCUUUCCUUCGCUUUCUCGUCUCCGUGUGACCGCGUGCGCGUGUGUCCCCGCGAGGAAGCGGAACACCCAACCCAACACGCCUGCCUCCCUCCCUUCAUCCCCUCCAGAUCCAGCCUCCUCCUCCUCCUCCUCCUCCUCCCCUCCGUCGCCCUCCUCCUCUGCUGCUGAGUGAGUUCAUCUUCCUCCGUGGAGUCCGCACCCGGCCGCCCGCCCCCAAUUCGGUCGGGACCCUUCGAUUCGCUUCGACCUCCGUCGUCUUUUGGUUGGGAAACCUCAACGCUGGCGAGUCGGUCAUCACUGUUGAAGGCCAUGACAUCACUCUGCCAGGGCACCACAGGAAAUUUUGGCAAAACUGAAUGAAUGAGUUUUGGUCAGCUUGGGACCCAACAAAGAAUAAUACAAUUCGGUCCCAGGGUAAAGUAGCAGAACGUUGACAAAGAUUGCUCAGCGCACCAUGCUUGAGGAUUUCUUCACUCUUACUGAGAUGAAGGAUGGCAUCUCGACGGUCGCAAGGAUUGCAGAGCUCAUAUCUGAGAUGCACAAGCUGGAAAACUCCGCCGACAUCAACACGUCCGAUGUGAUAAGGCAGUGCUCUACGGCUGCCAACACACUAGCAUCCACCAAAAACGAAGAGUGUCUUCAGCAUUUCGUUCAGCUAAAUGGUGUUUCCUUUCUCAACCGUUGGCUUCAGGAUGCUCAAAAAUGUGUUGGGGACGUCAGAAGUUCAGCGGAGGAUCUUAUAGUUGCCAUAUUGACUGCUUUGGAGUGUCUUCCAAUCAGCAAUGAGCAGUCAGCCUCCUGUAGAGUUAUGCCUACUGUUGAUCACCUGCUUGCUCACGAGAAUGUCGUGAUCAACCAAAAGGCGAGAGCACUCCGUCACAAGUGGACUGGUGUACCAAAACAUGGUACACAUGGAGAGCAUUUUCAUGCAGAGGAGGCAUGCCAGACUGAUCAGCUUAAGUCUCCAGAAGCUAGCCACAAGACAGAAACUAAGAAGCAGAGUGUAGCGGAUCAAGACGGAGAGCCUGCUGAAGAAUCAAAACCUGAGGCGACAACUUGCUCAGAUGCACCUUUGUCCGAUCCUUCUCUGACUAAUGACAAUACAGAUGCAACAAAGCAACCACUAGGGCUAACAUCACCGAAUUCAUCAAAUGGAAACACAGCAUUAGGGGAUGUGAAAAACUUGGUCACAUCCCCUACAUCUCCAGGUCAUGUGGGUUUAGAAGGUGGACAAUCCACCACCAAGGAAACUUCUUCCAAUGAUGUAGAACUGCCCACUAGUGGCAUACUCCAGUCAAACUCUACUAAUGCAAAGAGUGGUACUGGACAAGAUGCACCGGUGGACUCGACUCCAACAGCCAUGUCUGUAGAGCAUAAUAAACCUGACAAGCUAUUUGCUAGUAGCAAAAGGGGUCUGGAGGAUAGUAUUGUUUCAGUUAGCUCGAGUAUCAAAGAGUCUGAGCCAUUUGCAUCUGGUAGGUUACAUUUGGAGAAGGAUGCUGAAACUUUGAAUCAUCUUGCAGCUGUAACCCGUGAUUUGCAAGAUCUGUCCGAGGAAAGUACAGGCAAAGAAGAUGAACCUACAUCUUCAUCUAGUACAGAUGAUAUGGACAUGAGCAGUGACUAUAUAUUGCAAAGAUGUAUGUCAAGCUUAGGGGACUCCUCCAAGGCAACAAACACAAAAUCCACUGCAUUGAAAGGGGAAAAAUCAACACGACUGACAGAUUACGAUGAUACAGAUGCACUAGAAGUAGCACGUCUGGUAGCUAUUGAGGUGGAGCGGGAAGUUAUUGACUACAGAGGACCCUUCUGUAGUUCUCCUGAUACUAAUUCCAGGAAUGCUGACAGUCCUGACCUGGAAGCACCGCGGCAGCCUGUAGCUGUUGCCAGUGAACUGAAUGAUAAUAAAUCUUCUAGUACAGAGGCUAAGUCAGGAAGUUCCUCGUCUCAUAAGGAGGAUGGAUCAGGCAUCACAGAUGGCAGUGGUCCGUUGAGUAGAAAACAUACACGGAGUGUGGAUCUGGGGAACUUAGACCUUAAUGAAAAUCAGUGUGCCGAGGAAACUGACUGUAAUCCAAAGUCCGUCCUUAGUAAUUCUGUCAAUUUGUCAAUGCCUAUAGCUGUGGCUGCUUCAAGAGGCUCAUCUGUGUUUCCAGCUCGGCUCCACUUUGAAGGUGGACUUGGCUGGAAAGGCUCUGCUGCAACCAGUGCCUUUAGACCUGCUUCACCUUGGAGGACUCCUGAUGCAGAGAAGUCACUUUCAGCUUCUUCACAUAAAACAAGCAACAUGCUAUUUGAUUUAAAUGUAGCUGACAGCGAUAGUGCUACUUCUGGUGAGCCACUCUCAACAGCAAUCCUGCCUACUUCUUCUGACCUACCUUCCAAGGGUGCUUCUAAAGCAGUGGGUAUGAGCGGACGACUGAAACUUGACCUUAAUUUCUCAUGUGCUGAUGAGGAAGAUGCUAUCACUGCAAGCAAUGUGCCGCCAUUGUUGAAUCGCCAACAGUUCAAUGGCAACUGGAGUCAGCCUUCUUCCUCCUCAUCUUCAAGGCAACCUGCAGUCAGAAACUUUGACUUGAAUGACAUGUCAAUUGCUGAUGGUCCUGUGCGAGGAAUGGAUGUGUCUUCUGUCAAGACUCCUUCAAGGGAUAUAUCAGACCAUUCUGCUGUCACAAUUAUGGGUAAGAGGAUAGUUGUAGGGCAGAAAGAUCAUGGGCAGCAAUACCAGCAUAACUUUCUGGGACCAAGUGCUGAAUCAAGAGUUCCUCCAAGACCUACUCAGUCUUUUGCACAUACUCCUGAAUAUAGUGUUUUCAGUUAUCCAUCUCAACCUGCUAUGCCUUUUCCCCCAGCGUUCUUUGCCCCUGGGGGCAGUCCGUACUUGGUUGAUGCAAAGGGUGCACCAGUCAUACCGCCUCUGUCAGGUCUAAGCCUCGGCAUUUCUCAUCCAUCUUUCAGCACCAGAGCAACACCACCCUCAUCUAAUGAAUUGAGUUACUUUCAUCCUAGCAUGGAUUUCAGUUAUGGAGUGCCAUCUGAAGGCGCACGUAGGGAGGCAGGGAGCUACUGGCCCGUGUCCUACCAGGGCCAGACAAUGUUUGUGGAUGAACGCAUGAGGAAUGUGUCACAGGGUGGUAGUUCUGGGUUGGUGCUGAAACGAAAAGAGCCAGAGUCAGGUUGGGAUAUGUACUCGCGUCGUUGAGUCUGAUGAAGGUUUGUUGCAGCCAUAAUCGAUUUUGUCCCGCUUUCUUAAAAAUGGUAUGUUCAAUGUUCCGUUUAUGACGGACCUUGGACAUUGUAUUCUAGGGUAUUUCUUUGGCACCUGAAAAUGGGUCCAGUUCUAUUAGGUCUGAAGACAUACACGGAGAACUGAAUAAGAGAUCAGCUACAGGUAGAUUUGAGAGAUGUUGACAUGGCAAGGACAUUGUUAGCUGCUGGAAACCACCUUGUGUAGAUCUGGUUCUUUGUGAAUGUAUUAGCUUUGUUUUAGUUGACAUAAUAUAGUCAAAUUGCUCUCUACGGAGAGCUGAAAUUAUGUAAAUCAUCAUCGUAUAACUCAUAGAUGAAAUGCAUCCCUUUUUAUCCAUCUUCCUUUUUUGUCCAGGGUUGGUGCAAGUUGUACUAUGAUCAACUAUAUUGUAUAUAUCAUUGUUUCAAGCUGCGCAUUCAGGUUUU
Sorghum bicolor (sorghum) is the source of this 3684-nucleotide messenger RNA. RefSeq lists its product as uncharacterized. The record is from RefSeq and is a predicted model, not a curated record. The coding region runs from base 464 to 3211 and encodes 915 amino acids. The transcript is spliced from 3 exons. NCBI's taxonomy places the organism in Eukaryota, Viridiplantae, Streptophyta, Magnoliopsida, Poales, Poaceae.